ACCACGCUCCACGGGCUUACGGGUUCCUCCCCGCACUACGCCAUGCUCGUUAUUUCGGCAACAGCCGGUAUAACUCGCAUCACAGAAGAACACAUCGGUCUUCUGCUGGCUUUGGACAUGCCGUUCUUCGCAGUCAUCAACAAGUGUGAACUGGUUAGCAACAUCAACGCUGUUGUAGCGAGGCUGGCUCAAUUGUUGGAACCCGCUAAUAAGAAACCGCUGUUAAUAACUGACGAGAAUAUGGCAAGGAACUGCGUUGCGCCGCAAAAGUCGAUACUGGACACCAUAGACAAUGUAGACGAGGAAAUCAAAAAGGAUGAGGAGGUGGCCGUGUUCCCGGUGAGCUGCUUGCGCGGCGCCGGUUUCAACGCGCUGCACGCGUGCCUGCUGGCGCUGGCACCACGCCGCGACCUGCAGCGUCCCGAAGACGUGCGCGCGCGGCCUCACGGCGUCGGUAUCGGAAAACGACUGGCGAGCGGGGUAAAAUCGAUGUUGCACGACGGUCCCGAGGCGCGCCCGAGCGCAUCAGCUCGGCAGUGA
This is a messenger RNA of Nymphalis io (European peacock), 540 nucleotides long. Its product is annotated as GTP-binding protein 2-like. Gene Ontology annotation, biological process: translational elongation. Bases 43 to 540 code for a protein of 165 amino acids. The record is from RefSeq and is a predicted model, not a curated record. Gene Ontology annotation, molecular function: translation elongation factor activity; GTPase activity; GTP binding. The transcript has 5 exons. NCBI's taxonomy places the organism in Eukaryota, Metazoa, Arthropoda, Insecta, Lepidoptera, Nymphalidae.